GCAGUCGCGCCCCCCCCGCCCCCCCAAGAUUCGGGCGCGCUCCGGCUGCGGGGCUUCGAGAGGAGCGGUGCCGGGUUUGGGGGUGGGGGGAAGCGAGAGAAGGGGCCACGCGCUUGGCGAUUUUGCCCAACGGUAAUAUCGACAGAACCUUUCCAAUUAUGGCAAAAAGAAAAGAACGCCGUUUUUCAACGCCGGUAUCCCACAAAAGAUCUAGGCAAGAAUUCCCAGAUAGCUCUGAUGAAGACCUUGGUGACGAAUUCUCACAUCUAAUGAAUGAUAAUAAUUCCGAUGCUCAAUUGGUCUCGGGGGAUGUUGGGAUAAUUGAAAGUAUCCAGCUGAAGAAUUUUAUGUGCCACUCUAUGUUGGGGCCGUUCAAGUUUGGAUCCAAUGUCAAUUUUGUAGUUGGAAAUAAUGGAAGUGGGAAAAGUGCUGUAUUAACUGCCUUGAUUGUAGGUCUUGGAGGAAAAGCCACAGUGACAAACCGAGGAUCGUCUUUGAAAGUAUUUGUGAAAGAUGGACAGAGUUCUGCAGAUGUUUCAAUCACUCUGCGAAAUCGAGGUGAAGAUGCAUUUAAACCAGAGCAAUAUGGUGACUGUAUUACUAUAAAUCAGCACAUAACCUCAGAAGGACAUCGUAGUUAUAAGCUGAAAAGCAAUACAGGAGUCUUAAUUUCUUCCAAGAAAGAAGAACUUACUGCAAUCCUGGAUCACUUUAAUAUCCAGGUAGAUAAUCCCGUCUCUGUACUCACCCAGGAAAUGAGCAAACAGUUUUUACAGUCUAAAAAUGAAGGUGACAAAUACAAGUUUUUUAUGAAAGCAACUCAACUGGAGCAGAUGAAAGAAGAUUAUUCAUACAUCAUGGAAACUAAACAAAGAACAUCUGAUCAAGUUGAACAAGGAGGAGAGUUCCUUGAAGAACUUAGAAAGCAAUAUUUGGAGAAGGAGGAACGUUACAGAAGUAUUGCUGCUUUGAGUGAAAUGCAGAAUGAGCUACAAGGAUUGCAGUGUCAAAUAGCUUGGGCGAUGGUACGAGACACUGAAAAAGAAAUAAAAGCAAUCAGAGAUGAGGUUACUGCCCAAGAAGCAAAAACUGAUAAGUUCACUGACCGAGUGAAAGAAUGGCAGAAUAAAGUUGAUGCAGCAGAAGUUAAACAUAGAACUAGGCAAGACGAGGUAGAGAAGAUAACUGAAGAAGCUCAAACUCUAGGACCAUCAUGUAUUGCUUUGAAAACAGAAGUACACGCCAGAAGAAAAGGACACAAUGAUGCAGAGGCAGCACAUAACAGGUCUCAAGCUGAACUGAAGCGUUUGUUAAAAGAUCAGGAACAACUGCACAAAAAAAUUGAUGAACUAAAAAAUAGUGCUGAACAGAUUACAGCGCCUGAUAAAGUGGAAAAACAAAAAACAAUAGACCACUUGAAAGAAAAGCUGAAGACAUUACAGGAUCAAGAUGAAUCUAUUGCUCAGCAGAUAACACAGUUUCAACAGGCUCUACGUUCAUACGAUGAAGAUUUUACUCGACUUAGACAGGAAGAAAAUGAAGUGAAAAGAAAAAUAGAUUCUCAACAGCAACAGCUAAGACAAUUAAAGGAGAGUAAAACCAAUCGCAUGAAAAGAUUUGGAUCAUAUAUGCCAGACCUUUGUGAAGCAAUUGAUGCAGCUAAUGCUCAAGGGCAGUUUACAUACAAACCAAUAGGACCGUUAGGUUCUUUUAUUCAUCUGAAAGAUCCUGAACUUACCGUGGCUGUUGAAGCAUGCUUAAAAAACCUGCUACUUGCAUUUUGUUGUGACAAUCAUAAAGAUGAAAGAGUAUUACAGGCAUUGAUGUCCAAAUACUGUCAAGCUGGUUUUCGACCUACGAUUAUUGUUAUUCGUUUUCAGAACAGUGUUUAUGAUGUAAAGUCAAGGGCUGUUUUUCACCCUAACUACCCAACAGUUUUGACGGCAUUGGACAUUGACCAUACAGUAGUAGCCAAUUGCUUAAUUGACAUGAGGAGCAUAGAGACUGUCCUGUUGAUUAAAAGUAAUUACGAAGCUCGAAGAGUUAUGCAGCACAACAAGCCUCCUAAAAAUUGUAAGGAAGCUUUUACUGCUGAUGGUGAUCAGGUGUUUGAGGAAAGAUACUACUCUUCUGAAAAUAAAGGGCCUAGGUUUCUCAGCAGAGAUGUAGAAGCAGACAUAAGUAAUUUGGAGAGAGACAUUGAAAACCGGAAAACUCAUCUCUUGGCAACACAGCAACGAAUACGUUCUACUGAAGUUGACAUUAAACAGAACAAAUUUCAUCUGGCUGAUCAUCAUCAGCACAAAAAAGAAUUGCAGAUAACAAUGAGGAAAACAAAAUUAGAAAUUACAGACCUUGAAAAUGUAGAAGAAUCAGUGGUGAUCUCUACAUUAGAAGAAGAAAUUCAUGAUAACCAACAGAAAAUAGAAACCGUUAAGGAACGAAUACUUAAGCAGAAGGAGAAACUGGAGGAACUGAAAUGCCUUUUGCAAGAAGACGAACAAAAAUUUGCAGCCAUUAAAGAGAAAAUUAAUCAAGUACAAGAUGAAGCAGCUACAAUCAAGGAUGGAUUACAUCAGGCAGAGGAUGAACUGGGGAGAAGUAAAAACAAUCUAAAACAUUACGAAGAAAAAGAAAGGCUCCAUUUAGUAUCCAUAAAAGCAUUUAAACAUAAUGUAGCUACAAAAGAGAGAGAAUUAGAGGAAAUGAUUGCAAAGGCUUCAAAGAUCCAUCCAGAGCGAAUAGAAGUAACUAGGACUUAUAAAAGUCUGGAUACAGAAAUGAAUCGUUUGAGACAAAAAAUAAAUUCAGAAAGAGAACGUACUGGGGAUAGAGAAGAAAUAAUAAGACAACUUCAGGAAGCAAAAGAAAAAUACCAGAGUUCAGAAAGCAAAAGCAAAAAUUUGAAGAAAUUCAUUAAACUAUUGGAUGAGAUGAUGGUUCAGAGACAUAAAACGUAUCUGCAGUUUAGAAGGUUUCUUACUAUGCGAUGCAAAUAUUACUUCAACUCUUUGUUAAAUCAGCGGUCGUAUUCUGGAAAAAUAGAGUUUGACCACAAGAAUGAAAGACUUUCAAUUACUGCCUUAAUAGAUCAAAAAAACCCGUUGCCAGUUACUACGACAGAAAUUAAGGUAUUUUACAAAUACUAUGUCAAAUACAGUGCUAUCUAUAUACCGUAUUUUUCGGAGUAUAAGACACACCGGAGUAUAAGACACAGCUUAGUUUUUGGGGAGAAAAAUAGCAAAAAAAAAAAAAAAAAACCUGCUACAAGGUAUUCAUCUGGCUAGCAUCCAUAGUCUGGUCAGCUUCAGCACAUUAGUUUGCUAGUUUUGAGCACGUGCGUGUGCUUUUUAUCCCCUACUUGGGAGUAAAAAAAAGCUUCUAAAGCACAGCUGAGAGUCGGAGGGAGCAGGCAAAACGUGGAAGAUUGCUUCACUCACUAGCGCCUCGUUAGGGCUGAAAAAAAGCUUUGAAAAAGCUACAUUCGGAGUAUAAGACACACCCAAAUUUUCAGCCUUUUUUGGGGGGGGAGGGGAGAAGUCUGUCUUAUACUCCGAAAAAUAUGGUAAGUGUGAUAUUGUUGUUAAAUAUAACUUUUCUUGAACAAUAUGGAACAGUAAAGGCUUUAUGAGGAAAUUUCACUAUGAGGAAGUGAGAAUGUUACAUCUAAUUUUGAACAUGGCCGAAUCAGUUUGGUGUUUGUUGGGUUGAUUUUUUUAAUUGUCAAAUUUUAUGUUUAGGCCACUUAUAUGUAUUGACAGUUUAUUGAUAGUUAUUGGCAAUCAGGAAUGCCACAUUAAUGAAUACAUGGAAUUAAUUGCCAAAGAAUAAAUAAAUUGGUGAAAGAUGGGCAUAAUGCUUAGCUUCUCUUUCACCAUUUCUAUUGGCUUUCAUAAUAACGAUGGAAUUAAUGGACUUGAUCCUCUCUGGCCAAUUUCCAGGUUGAACAAACGGGGGAAGAAGCAGGUAACUGCUCUGUCCCACAUUUAUUAGUAUAAUACAGUACCCUGGUUCUAGCCUGAAAAAUGUUUUAGAGGUAAUUCUAUGAGGAAAAAAAAAUGGGAUUCAACUUUUCAUAGUCCUGCAAUUUUUGAAAACUUAAUAGUCAAUUUUAUGUAAUCGUAGCAAUCAUCUCUUAGAUGAACCUUCUUGAAAUUGCUCGUGAUUUUUUUAUAUAUAUAAAUUAAAAUUAUUUUCAUAUUGGGGAGUUGUUAUGACAUUUGUCACCUCAAGAUGUCCUCAUAAUUCUAAAAGCUGAACUCUACUGAAUAUUUGCAGAAAAACAACAAGUGUUUUCUGGCCACUUUUUCUUAGCACAAUAUUUUAUUGCUAUUUAAGUUUAAUUGUAAAUACAGGGUGGUAUGAUUGUCUGUGUUUAUAGUAUUAGAUGCUUUGGAUGCAAUUCAUGAAGCGUCGUGAUGAUGAAUAUUUCAUUCAUUUCAAUGGCCUGGAAGCAGUGGAAUGAUUUAUUUUUUAAUAUAUUGUUUAGCAGAUCUCGUUGUACAUGUUUCAUAAAAGAUUUUUACUUUAAGAUACAUUGGAAUAAUGUGUGGACACCUUGUUGAAUAUAAAUGUAAUUUUCAAUUUUAAAGCACGGAAAUUACCUGUGUCAAAACAACACAUUCAUUAUGGUUGUUCUUAGUUAUUUGCAAGAUUCUAAUAAUUAGGGAAAGGGUGAGCUGGGCCUUUUUGAGCUGGAUUUCCAUCUAUUUAUUAAUUCCUUUUUAUCCUGGGAGUAGAUGUUCACUUUCCUCUACUUACACUGACUGAAAAGAUAAGCUUAUAGUGCUGCACUUUUACUUGUGAAAAGUUUUUCUAUUUGCAUGGCUCCAGUGAUUGGCAUAUGGUGAGAUUUCUGAGCUGGAUUUCCAUCCACUGUAUUCUUUAAUUCCUUUUUGUCCUGGGAAUAGAUGUUCACCUUCCUUUUUGUGUUCUACUUACACUGACUGAAAAGAUAAACUUGUAGCACUGCGCUUUUCCUUAGAAGUUCUUUUUUGUUUUUCUUAGUUGUAUUAAAAGUAGUCUUAAGGAAAGACAGUUAUAAGGAAACAAACAAAUAACUGAAAAGGAAGUCUAAGUAAGUGCAAAGAAAGUCAGUAAUCUGGCUAUUUAUCUGCACCUUUCUAUUUUGGUUCAGGUUUUUGAACAACAAUCCUACAUAUUCUCAAACAAAUUACUGUUCUUAUGAACAAGAUUGAUCAACCCCUUUUCUUUGGUAUACAUUUGCCUACCAGCAGCUGUCCAUCCCAACCUUAAGACUUAGCAUUCAUCCAGCAGUGGAAAGGCAGCAUCAUAUGAUCAUUCAUUGAAGAGUUCUUUUUUGGACUUUCUUUCACUAGACAAAUUUCAUUUUUGACUCUUGAUUAAGAAGAGAGAGAAUUACCCAUUGUACAAAAUUAUACAGAAUACUGGACGUUAAAGUCGUGUAUUCAAACACAAAUAUUUUGAGACUGAAAAGUUAACACUCAAAAUGUUUUGCACAACUCUACGCUCUAAAGUUUUUCCUUUCAAAUGUAGAAGAAUUGAAUAGUUUUCCACAUGAUUAACAGGGUUCCAGCAAUUUUUGAAAUGCAUUUACUACACAAAGAAACCACAGUUACCCUACAGUCUCUCAAUUAAGGCAUUGAGAGCAAUCUAUACCAAACAAAAUUUGGCCCAAAGAAAGCAGCAAUGUGUUUUGCUUAGACUAGUGAGGAGAACACGAGUCUUGCCCAUUCAGAACAUGUGAGCUUUGCAAUUCAGGAAUUACAGUUAAUUAUUUUUUUUAAAGAAGGCAUUAUUGUACCAUUUAUCUUGUAGCGGAAUACUUGAGGAUGUAAAAGAAUAUAUAAACGACUGCAAAAUAGGUUAGAUUGUAUUUGGUUUUCCAUUAAGAGUAUUACCAGAUGUACUACCCUGUUUCCCCCAAAAUAAGACAUCCCCUGAUAAUAAGCCCAAUCAGGCUUUUGAACGCAUGGCAAGCACUUAUUUCAGGGUUCAAAUAAGGCCAAGCACUUAUUUCAGGGUUCAAAAAAAUAUAAGACAGGGUCUUAUUUUCAGGAAAACAUGGUAGUCAAGAGAUGAAGCUUCCAGAUGAAUCAUUCAAAGGUUGAUGGUCAGUCAUGAUCCAACUUUAGUACUUUCUUGAAGAAUUUAAAAUCGGCCAGCAUCAAAGAAAACAAAUGUUUUCUGCUCCCAAACAGAUGAUUAUCAAUACAUCAUGUUGGCAAUCAGAGUGAGAGUCUGUCAGUGAAAUGUUAGGUUUCGUAUUAAUUUGUCAUUGUCUCUAGGGGACAGUUAAGUUGUUAUCUCAUACUGACAGGAAAAAAUAUAUACUUAUAACUCAGUGCUUGAUGAUUUUAAUGAUUCAAAAUCACAACUGACCUCCCAAGAACUACUUACGACCUGUGUUUGGAAUUACAAUGGCCUACACACUCCCAUCAUGUAAUUGCAAUUUGGGCACUUGGCAACCAGCUCACCUUCACAGGUGUUUGCAGCCUCCCAUGAUUAUGGGGUCACCCAUCUUGGUUGGAGGUGGAUUGCUCAGUAAAUUUUGAAAUGUCAUUCUGAACUGCUUGAAAGGUUGAUUGUAGUGUGUUAAUAGUGCUUCUGCCUUCUCCAUCAUUGCUCAUUUGGUUGCCUUGCACAGCGGUGCUGGUGUUGAAAUAGAUUCUUCACACUUUCUGUUGCCUCAUCCAGCCAUUAUUGCCCCCCCCUCCAGCCUCUACUUCAGCCCCAGCAUUGCCAGUGCUGCCACUACCACUGAGGAGUGCUCUCUCAAACCAGGUGCUGUGGCCAGAUGCCACACCGCAAAGUCCAGGGCCCCGCCACCCUGUGCAAGUAUAUGUUGAAUUUUUAAUAAUGCUUUGUUUCACCUGGAAAUAUUUUUUUUCCUUAUCAUAUAAUUUCAGUUUUAU
Molecule: messenger RNA, 6896 nt
Organism: Pantherophis guttatus
Lineage: Eukaryota; Metazoa; Chordata; Lepidosauria; Squamata; Colubridae
Source: RefSeq, a predicted model, not a curated record